AUGACCCGAGAGUACGCUGAAGAUUAUGAAAUGGCUGAAGCAACUACAGGUAUUCUGGAGAACAUGUUCAAGCUCUCAGAAGAGACCUGUACGAAAGUAAUCAAUCUGGGUGGGCUGGAUGUCAUCCUGCGAUGGUGUCGAUGUGGGACCAAUUAUUCCAUCUUACGUCGCUGUGCUAAAGCUUUGGCUAACCUCUCCCUCUUUGGGGGAGCUGAGAACCAGGAGAUUAUGUCCAAACAUAAGGUACCCGAAUGGUUGUUUCCUUUGGCUUUCAGUGAUGACAACAGUAUACGAUACUAUGCCUGCUUGGCAAUUUCUGCUUUGGUGGCUAACAAAGAAUUGGAAGCUUCAGUCAUAAAAUCUGGUACACUAGAUUUGGUUCUUCCAUUUAUCAACUCUAACAAGCCAUCCCAGUUUGCUCAAAGUGACGUGACCCACAAACAAGGCCGCGACAAAAUUUGGCUCAAACAUUUGAUCCCUCUCCUGUUCUCACGACGGCAGGAGGCCCAGGCACUGGCUGCCUUCCAUUUUGCGAUGGAGGCCAUCAUUAAAGCAGAGCAAGGGAGACAAGAGAUUUUCCAUGAGAUUGAUGCUGUAGAGCCACUGAAGAAGAUCGCCAGCAGCCCCAACACAGUGGCCUCAAAACUGGCAGCUGAAGCCUUGAAGAUCAUCGGGGAAAAGAUCCCACACAAGUUGUCCCAGCAAGUCCCUCUGUGGACAGUAGAUGACGUUGUCUAUUGGGUCACACAAAUUGGAUUUGAAGACUUUGCUGCCAAAUUUGGUGAGUCUCAUGUUGAUGGGGACAUCCUUCUGAUACUGACAGAUGAUGACCUGCAUUCAGCUCUUGGUAUGACCUCCAGUAUUGUCAGAAAACGAUUUGUCCGAGAGUUGAAAUCACUGAAGAUCACAGCCGACUACUCCAUCAGUGACCCCACAGGACUGGACGGCUGGCUCAUGUCCAUCAACCCGGAGCUGUCACAGUACACCUACUGGAUGUUGCGUCAGGGGGUGGACAAGUUUGAGCUCAAGUCUAUGUCUGAGGAGGAGCUCACUGCUGAAUGUGCCAUCCAUAACAGCAUUCACCGCCGGCAGAUCCUCAUGCAUAGAGAUGAACUGGUGGCCCCAGAUACCCCGAGUCUGUCUCAUCAUCAUCAUCUGGCCAGUCUUCCAUCCAUGGAUCCCAGUCACAGCAUCAACUUCAACAACCUACGCUCUAUUGAUGUCUUCAUCUGUUACAGAAGGUCCAGCGGAUCCCAGCUGGCUAGCCUGCUAAAAGUUCACCUGCAGCUGCGAGGUUUCUCAGUGUUUCUGGACAUCGAUCGGCUCAGAGCUGGCAAGUUUGAUGAGAAUCUGUUGCUCAGUAUUCACAUGUCCAACCACUUUGUUCUCAUACUCACACCAGACGCUUUAGACAGAUGUAUAGGUGAUGAUAAUCAAGAGGACUGGGUGCACAAGGAGAUUGUAGCCGCCAUCGACAGCAACUGUAACAUUGUUCCUAUCAUUGACAACUUUGAGUGGCCUCCCCUGGAGAAGUGGGUCCAUGAAUACCAGGAUGCCUGUGUAGAUAAACUGGAAACAUUUCUACGCCGGGGUCGUCGUAUGUCACAGCAGGUGCAUGGCUCUGUCCCAGCCAUGCAUAUAAACAACUCGGACCCACAGUUCCCCCCAGAAAGCCCAUGUAAAUCGUCCAGCACCCACAAUUUGCUGGACAUCAGCUCUUGA
Molecule: messenger RNA, 1722 nt
Organism: Candidula unifasciata
Lineage: Eukaryota; Metazoa; Mollusca; Gastropoda; Stylommatophora; Geomitridae
Source: the annotation of a GenBank genome assembly